CCCAUAUUUCCUGCCCCGGGUGCAGCACCAUAGAAAGGCAGGAAGGAAGGCAGGCCAGGUACAUUAGGACACCAGUACCCCUCCUGAGCGUUUCUGGAAAAGAAUCUCUUCUCACCGAGGGAGGGACAGAGCGGGCAGCGGGCACCAUGGAGCCCCCUUCGGCCCUUCCCCGAGGAGGACGGGUCCCCUGGCAGGACCUCCUGCUGGCAGUCUCGCUCUUAACCCUCUGGAACCCGCCCACCACUGCCCAAGUCACUGUGGAGUCCGUGCCGCCCAGUGCUACCGAAGGGAAGGACGUCCUUCUGCAAGUCCACAAUCUGCCUCGGUAUACUGGACACUUCAGCUGGUUCAAAGGGGCCACAACAGAGGAGAACCGUCGUAUUGUAUCAUAUGUAGUAGAUACACAAAAAACUAUUCUAGGACCUGCACACAGCGACAGAGAGACAGUGUACCCCAACGGAUCCCUGCUCUUCCGGAACAUCACCCUGAAGGACACAGGAGUCUACAUCCUACAAAUCAUAAAUAGAACUUAUGACACGGCAGAAGUAACUGGACAGGUCCGCGUAUUCAAGCCGUUGGCCCAGCCCGCUCUCCAUGCCAGCAACACCACAGUCACAGAAGACAAGGACUCUGUGGCCCUGACCUGCUCCACAAAUAACCCUGGGGUCUCUAUCGGGUGGCUCUUCAAUGGCCAGAGUCUAAAGCUCACGGAGAGGAUGACACUGUCCCAGGACAACAGCACCCUCACCAUACGCCCUGUCAGGAAGGAGGAUGCCGGGAAUUACCAGUGUGAGGUCUCCAACCCAGGCGGUUCCAGGAAAAGUGACCCUGUGAGGCUGGCUGUGAGCUAUGGAAGAAGCUCCACAGGCCUCCCUGUGGGGUCCAUCAUUGGCAUUGCAAUCGGGGUCCUGGUUGGACUGGCACUAAGUUCCCUCCUGGAGUGUCUCCUGCUCCACACAGUUUUGUCAGAGUUCCACAGAAUUUUCAAGACUGAUCAUCUCAAAAUCAUACAAAUUCAUACAUAGAAUAGAGAAGGAAUAUUGCUCCAACUCAUUCUGAGGUUAGUAGAACCUUUAAAUUGAAAUAGGAACAACAAAAGUACAAAAAGA
Messenger RNA from Mustela erminea (ermine), 1109 nucleotides. RefSeq names its product carcinoembryonic antigen-related cell adhesion molecule 21-like. The record is from RefSeq and is a predicted model, not a curated record. NCBI's taxonomy places the organism in Eukaryota, Metazoa, Chordata, Mammalia, Carnivora, Mustelidae. Gene Ontology annotation, cellular component: plasma membrane; cell surface. Gene Ontology annotation, molecular function: protein tyrosine kinase binding. Gene Ontology annotation, biological process: regulation of immune system process; signal transduction.